Molecule: messenger RNA, 3128 nt
Organism: Betta splendens (Siamese fighting fish)
Lineage: Eukaryota; Metazoa; Chordata; Actinopteri; Anabantiformes; Osphronemidae
Product: histone-lysine N-methyltransferase PRDM9-like
Exons: 7
Coding region: 138-2924 (928 amino acids)
Cellular component (GO): nucleus
Molecular function (GO): histone methyltransferase activity; protein binding
Source: RefSeq, a predicted model, not a curated record
AUACUUCCGGGGCAGCUCCUUAGUUGGCUGAUAGUUUUGUUUCUGGGUUCUAGUCUGGUUCGGGACCGUAUGUCGAUGGACUCGUUUUGAACGCUAGUUAACGCUUGUAUAGCAGGUUUAAUAUACGUUCUGCGCUAAUGUCAGACAGAAGCAGCGGCGUCGAGUGGGUUGAGGCCACGGAGGAGGUCGUCAUAACAGAGGAGUGUGUGGCCGCUGAGGACGACGCCUCUGCAGUGGUUCCGGUCCUGGAGGCAGAAACGCCCAUCCAGAAGUUACUGGACGACGUGGGACGAACAGACGGUUCCGAGGGCGGAGAUGGGUUCUAUUGUGAGGAGUGUUUGACUCUUUUCCAGGAUCAGAGCGAUCCCUCAAACAUAAAUGGCCCGUCGUUCAUUCUCGACUUUCCAUCGGGCUCUGGGGUCCCUCAGAGGGCCCUGCUGACGCUUCCCUUUGGCCUGCUCAUAGGCAGAUCUAGUAUUCCUGGGAGGGGGGUCGGGGUCAUAAAUCAUGGGCCAAAUGUGUCCCCGGGAAUGCACUUUGGGCCCUACGAGGGGGAGGUGAGCACACGGGAAGCUGCCGUGGCAAGCAGCUUCUCCUGGGAGAUUUACAGAGGAAAAGAUGAGUACGAAUACAUCGAUGCUUCCAGAGAAACACACUCCAACUGGAUGAGAUAUAUCAACUGUGCUCGUAAUAAAGAGGAGACCAAUCUCCUGGCGGUCCAGUAUAAGGGCAGCAUCCUUUUCCACUGCUGCCGCACCAUACACGCUGGGGACGAGCUCAUGGUCUGGCCCAGCAGCAAAUCUCUUGCCCAUUUCAGUGACGCAUGGUCCCAGAUAUGGCUUAUUAAGUUAAAUGCAGCAGAGAGUAUUUCAGCUGCAACCUCUCAGAUCUUCCUGUGCUCCCAGUGUCAGCUCUCCUUUACUACAGAGGCCUUCCUUCAGCGACAUGCAGACGACUUCCACACACACUGUGCAGUGGACUGUUCAACACCUGCCACUGAGGAGGCUGCAGCAGGAGAUUGCACAUCCACUGCUGACACAGGCCAGUCGGCAGCCUCCCUGGUGGUGUCAUCUGUGGAUUCCAUGGAGGCCAACACUUGCAAUGACUGUGGCAAGACUUUCAAACAAAUGCCUCAUCUCAGGAGGCACAAGCUGUGCGUCCACUCAAACAAGCGUCCCUACUGCUGCCCACAGUGCAGAAGAACAUUUAGCCAAGCGUCCGGCUUAAUCAGACACCAAGUCGUUCACAGAAAGCAGGAUCUGACUGAAGUUCCUGAUCAGAACCAAAUCCCCUGUGAGAAUAAUGCAAAUGUAGAUGGCCAUGUAACUGGUGAAACAGGCGCAAGUGAGAAACUACAGGAAGCAGCAGCAGAUGUAACUGAAGCUGAGUCACCUCCUGCAGGAGAAGCAGAAACAUCUCCGUACAACUGUUUAAACUGUAGUAAGAGCUUCACAAAUGAAGUUUCCCUGAAAAAGCACAAGGUGUCUGUUCAUGAGAGGUUACGUCCGUAUGUCUGCUCCGUGUGUCAGAAGUGCUUCGGCCAAUUCAACGACCUGGCCAGGCACCUACGCAGUCACCAGAAGCAGAAGAAGAGGAAAGUCGAGCCUGCUCCAGAUGAACCAAACACUCUGCCCUUUGGCUGCGCCGAGUGCUCGCUGGCUUUUCCUUCCGUGGACUUAAUUGAGCAGCACAUUAGUGAUCAGCACUCACAGGACACCACAGUAGAAAAUGAGGAAGGUCCAAUGCCGGCGGCUGAAGAUGAUCGCAGCCACGAUCCUGACUUCAUUCCAGAACCCUCAGAGGCAGAAACUGUGAAAUGCACCCAGAAUCUCCCCUAUCAGCGGCCUCAGCGACUUGGAGCCAGAUCGAAAAUUUCUGCCAUAACAAAGCUUAUAGCACCAAAGAGAAGGGCGGACAACUGCAAGAAGCCAUUAACCAGUGAGCAGGACUCCAACGAACCAGAGGCGUCCACAGAACAAACCGCAAAGCUGAGAAAAUACAAGUGGUUCAGCUGCAAUCGCUGCAAACGGACAUACGGAAACUCUGACGAUCUCAAAGGACACAAGUGUGCGUUGAGGCAGCACAGGUGCGGUCAGUGUGGGGCAACCUUUAAUAAGUCGGGUUUCCUGAAGAGACACGAGCAGACGGUGCACGAGGAUGCAAAGUCCUACAGCUGCGAGCACUGUGAUAAAGUCUUCACCUCUCCUGGAAACCUCAAACAGCAUCAGAAGAGCAACCUGUGCUCCAAGUAUCACUGCACGUCUGAGCUCUUCCCGUGUUCCUACUGCCAGUUCUCCUUCACCAUGAAGAGCUACCUUAUCAAACACAUCAGGAGGCACCACCCUGUGGAGUAUGUGUCCCAGUGUGAUGCAGAUGGCAGCAUGCUCACACUGGAGCAGGAGGAGCAGGAGGAGGGUGACAAGGAAUAUAAAUGCCCACACUGUGGAAAGAGCUGUGCUUCUGCCAAAGCUUUCAAAUCGCACGCGUGCUUCCAGCAGGUCAAGGUUCUCUACUUGUGCACCGACUGUGGAAAAGGCUUCAUGAAUCACUACGGCCUCAAGCAGCACCAGCGCAUCCACACAGGCGAGAAGCCGUACAGCUGCCCCCACUGCUCCAAGAGCUUCUCGUACACGGGCCAGCUCAACGUGCACCUCCGGACCCACACCGGAGAGAAACCCUACCUGUGCACCCACUGCGGGGAGAGCUUUCGCCAGUCGGGGGAUCUGAAGAGGCACGAGCAGAAGCACACGGGGGUGAGGCCCUACAGCUGCCCCGAGUGCUGCAAGAGCUUCAGCCGCCCGCAGAGUCUCAAAGCUCAUCAGAUGCUUCACCGAGGACAGAGAAUGUUCAAAUGCACCCAGUGUGGAAAGAGCUUUUCAAGAAACUACCACCUCAAGAGACACCAUCAGAAGAUGCAUCUGUAGUCAUAUGUUUGUUUGGAGAAAACUUUAAGCUGAAUUGCACUAAAUGGGAUUGAUUAGUGAAGUUCAAGAGAAGUUUAAAUGACUUGUGCACAACAUUGUUUGGAAGUUAUUUUUCCUACGUUUGUAGAAAGUAAAAUCUUUCACGUUACAGAAACGACUCAUCGUUCAUGUCAUCCCUCUGAAAAUAAAAAAAAACUGCUUGGG